CCUCAUUGGCAAUAAAACCACAUCGGUCUCAUUCGGUAAUGCUGCUUCACAUUUGGCCAUUAUGAUUUGCUCCAUCUGUUACCAAAUAAUCCAGGCUUAACUGAACCUUGUAUGGAUAUACAGCACUUUAUAUGGUUGUCAGUGUCUUUUUCUGACAGGAAGAAGAACGUAGAGAUUCUGAAUUGAACGAACUCCGCCAUCUCCUGGAAGAAAAUCACACUGCAGUGACUAAAUGGAAAGCUGAUCGUGUGGAGAAAGCCAAGUGGGAAAAGUACAUGUGCUGUGACGGUGCCCCAGAUCCAGCGGACCAGCGGGAUAUUAACACAUAUAUCACUAACUGGAAAGAUGAUCCUGAAGUCAACAUCGCGCAUGUGCUCAGGCAAUGUAACUUCACACUCCAGCUUAUUGAAGAACUUGAAGGUCUGCGCAAAGAUGCUACAGAUCCAAAAGCGAUCCAGAUAUACCAGGAGGGUUUCAUACGCCUACAUGAACUAAUUCACUCCAAACUCCUCCUUGCCUCAGAGGAAAUCCUCAAGGAUGCUAGUGUCAACACUGACAUUGAAACAGGCAACAUGCAGACUGUGAUCAGAGAUGAAAACAUGGCACUGUGUCUCUGGGCUAACAUAAAGAAGAAUCCGAGGUUUGAAGGUCUGACCUUUGAGGAGGUCGGACUGGGCUUUGAAGUGUCCAGGCGGCUAGCUGUAAGCGAUAUCGCCAUACGGUUCCUCCACACAUGCUAUGAUCACCUGACCUUUCUGGCCUUGAUAACUCAUUAUAGAAUGCACACACCCAGCCACAGGUCCCAGUCUAAUACUACUACUGUACCAACUACUGCUAUUAUUACUGCUUCACCCUACAUUGAAACCAGUAGAGUUACAACUCAUACUCCUCAUGGGGUUGGUCCCAGGUUCCUUACAGGGCCUGAGAAGACUCCAGCGGACUUAGAUAUGCUGGAGGCAACUAAAGUGGAGGAGGUGAAGGAGAAAAGCACCAUGGAACCACAACAAAGAGAGGAAGAGGAGGUGCAGUCCAUCCAAAAGCUACAGGACAAGAUGGUCAAGCAGCGUCCAACCAGUGUGCAGUCAAGGACAAGCAGCGUCCAGUUUGCAGACGGCCGAGUGGACGAGAUACAGACACAGAUGGAGGUCCUCUCUGCUGUAGGGGAGCUGACGUCUGCUUCAGAGCAGUCUGCAGAGGGGGACAUGGGACAGAGUGGGCAAGUGGAAGUAGUGGACUUAAAGCAGCACUCGUCUCUGGGUGGCGUCUUCUAUUUCGACGUGUUCCACCUUCCACCACAAACCCGCUACGUCAAGGGCUGGAAAAUAACACAACUGUCAGAUGAAGGCCUACAAGUGUUCCCCUAUCCCAUGAGGUCACAGGGUUACAGCUCAGUCUCAAUGGACGUGGACGACCCUGUUGGGGUGUCAGUGACUGUGCCUGACUCAGUCGUCCUCUUAAAACCUCCCAAAGUGGCUCGUUGGGAAGCUGCAGAGAAGCAGUGGAGGAUGGACGGUAUCAAAGAACUGACUUAUGAGGAGGCUGAAGCCAAGGUGACCUUCAAGAUGGACAGCUUCUACACUUUUACACUCAUUCAGGAAACUUAUGCCAACUUUCCCUUCCGGAGCUGGGAGCUCCGACCACUAGGGCAGGACUCUGCACUUUUCACCGUCCGCGGGGCGCUCAUCGAACUCAGCAUUGCCAUCCAGGGUAGCCAGUGUAUGCUGCAGUCAGAACAUGAGAAACGCCUUUCUCACCUCACGGGGAAGUGGAUGAGCGGCGCCGCCAUGCAGAGAGCCAUAGUCCAUGCUGGGAUCAACAUCUUUGUGAAUGAGCACACGGAUAAAUACAUUAGCACUUGUGGCAAGGACCCACUUACAGAGCAUGCUGCCUAUGAACAGAUGGCUCUCCUCGCUUCUGCCUGUGCUUUCUCGGGGAGCCAGUGGAAUGCCAAAUGUGGAGCCGAGCAUCUAGUCAUGCAGAUGUGUGAGCACCACGGCCCCGCCCCUGUGUCAGAGGGUUCGUGGAGGCUUUACCUGCUGGGAGCUCAGAAGAUUCGAAAGUUAAAGGUCACAGAGGACAGCGAGUGUUUUUCACCUGAGCAUUAUCCAGGCAGCGAGUUUCACUCCACGCUUUUCCACAUGAUGCAGGACGACAUGAGCCCAGACGGCAUCGUCAACAUCACGAAGUCCAGUUAUCAGUUUGUAGACGCAGUACAAAAUCUGCUCUGUGCCACCAGACCACUCGCAUAUUCUUAUCCAUGUAACAUAAGACAUUAACGAAAACAAUAAAUACAAGUAUAGUGUGUAGCUUCAAUUCCCAGGUCUGUUCCUUUAACAUAAACCUGUUGUUGGUGUUCCUUUGUCCGUGCGCUUUA
Messenger RNA from Thalassophryne amazonica, 2374 nucleotides. RefSeq names its product cancer susceptibility 1 (gene casc1). Gene Ontology annotation, cellular component: axoneme. Bases 276 to 2276 code for a protein of 666 amino acids. The transcript is spliced from 11 exons. Gene Ontology annotation, molecular function: beta-tubulin binding; microtubule binding. The record is from RefSeq and is a predicted model, not a curated record. NCBI's taxonomy places the organism in Eukaryota, Metazoa, Chordata, Actinopteri, Batrachoidiformes, Batrachoididae.